Oppiella nova is the source of this 1270-nucleotide messenger RNA. The record is from the annotation of a GenBank genome assembly. NCBI's taxonomy places the organism in Eukaryota, Metazoa, Arthropoda, Arachnida, Sarcoptiformes, Oppiidae.
GAUUGAUAUAAUAUUUUGAACUUUUAUAUCGAGAUUAAAAUACUGUAUUAAUAGUAAUUAUGUGAAUGUAAAUACUGUGAAAAUAUGAAUAGUAUGAAAUGAUUGCAUUAUCUCUGUUGACCAACAGUACAGCUCACUGGACACGAGUCCUCUCAGCAAUUAUGUGAUGCACCCCUUCUGGAACUUCACUGUCAAGAUUGUUCCCAAAUGGUUGGCUCCCAAUGUCUUAACAUUCGCGGGAUUUUUAUUUACUGUUGGCAAUGGACUACUGCUUACUAUUUAUGAUAAAGAUUUUUGCGGAUCAAGUGAUGACUAUAAAUGGUGUCCACCAGUGCCGGCAUGGGUAUGGCUGGCGUGUGCUGUGAGUCACUUCUUGGCGCAUACAUUAGAUGGAAUCGAUGGCAAACACGCCAGACGUACCAACUCGAGCGGACCAUUGGGCGAACUCAUGGACCAUGGAUUGGACAGUUGGACGGCUCUGUUCAUCCCAUUCUGUAUUUAUUCCAUCUUCGGUCGCGCGGACUUCAGUGAAAGUCCUCUACGAAUGCUAUUUAUAUUUUGGACAAUAUUUUUGACCUUUUAUUUGUCUCAUUGGGAGAAAUAUAACACCGGAAUCCUUUACCUCCCGUGGAGUUACGAUGCCUCACAAAUAGCACUCUUUAGCAUGUAUUUGAUCACAUAUUUCGGUUCUUAUAAAUACUGGAAAUUUGUAGUACCGGUGCUCAACAUCACUAGCGGACGACUCUUUGAACUCAUAUCUUAUGUCGGAAGCUUCGUAGUGUCGGCGCCCGUCACCGUCUAUAACGUGUAUUCGUGUAAACACUUAAAGCAACCGACUUUCUGGGAGUCGUUCCGACCGCUGGUCCCUCUCAUAGUGUUAUUCUCUACAACGAGUGGUUGGGCGGCCUUUUCCCCUAACAAUGUGAUUGAUCGCGAGCCCCGAACCUUCUACUUCAUGGUCGGAACCGUAUUCGCCAACAUUGCUUGUCGACUAAUUGUUAGUCAGAUGUCAUCGACGAGAUGCGAAGCCGUCAAUUGGUUUCUGUUGCCGUUGGCGGUGACUGUGAUGGCGGUGACGACACUCCCGAUGAGCGAACGCCAGGAGGUGUUACUCUUGCGGAUGAACUCAUUGUUGUUUUGUUUACUUCACAUCCAUUACGGCGUGUGUGUUGUGCGGCAAAUGUGUGAACACUUUAGAAUCAAUUGCUUUUCCCUUAAGAAGAGAGACGACAGUGAAGAAGCUGUUAGUUUAGGUAAAGUUAAGAUAUGA